Molecule: messenger RNA, 1108 nt
Organism: Trichechus manatus latirostris (Florida manatee)
Lineage: Eukaryota; Metazoa; Chordata; Mammalia; Sirenia; Trichechidae
Product: histone H2A type 1-D
Exons: 1
Coding region: 109-501 (130 amino acids)
Biological process (GO): heterochromatin formation
Cellular component (GO): chromatin; nucleosome
Molecular function (GO): protein heterodimerization activity; structural constituent of chromatin; DNA binding
Source: RefSeq, a predicted model, not a curated record
UAGCCAAUGGCACAGCUUUAUUUUCGCGCCUAGCAAUAGCUAUAAAAGGUGAGUUUCUGUGUAUUAUUACCUGUACUCAUUUUUGGUGGAGGUCAAGCCUAUUUUGUCAUGUCUGGACGGGGAAAGCAGGGCGGUAAAGCUCGCGCCAAGGCUAAGACGCGCUCCUCUAGGGCUGGACUCCAGUUCCCCGUGGGCCGUGUGCACCGCCUGCUCCGCAAGGGGAACUACUCCGAGCGGGUCGGGGCCGGCGCGCCAGUGUACCUGGCAGCCGUGCUGGAGUACCUGACGGCCGAGAUCCUGGAGCUGGCGGGCAACGCGGCCCGCGAUAACAAAAAGACGCGCAUCAUCCCGCGCCAUCUGCAGCUGGCCAUCCGCAACGAUGAGGAACUCAACAAACUGCUGGGCAAAGUGACCAUCGCGCAGGGUGGCGUCCUGCCCAACAUCCAGGCGGUGCUGUUACCCAAGAAGACCGAGAGCCAUCACAAGGCCAAGGGUAAAUAAGGUCUGAAAUCUGACUAAACCAAAGGCUCUUUUCAGAGCCAUCCACCAAUUCUUCGGAGGAACUGAGCACUUUGUUUUCUGUAAGCCUAUGACAAAUACCUGGCUGAAACCAAGCACAUAAAAUUCAGUAGCUUGCUCAAUUUAAAAAUAAACAGCUCGUCUUUAUUACCCUUUCUUCAGGAACAUUUCGUUCUCAGUUGCUAAAAAGCAAAGUUGUGACGGUUUCCUCCUGGGAGAAUGUUAAAAUACUUAGGUCAUUUCUUCUCUCAGGGCUUUUACCAGUAGUAGAGCCUGAUAGUUCAUUGAUACCUAAAACCUCACCCUUAAUCCAAACACUUUUUUAAGUGCUGCCCAGAUUUACUGGAAAAGUUCGAAUCACUGAUCAAUGUACAUCUAUUACCGCGCACAUACUGAUUAAGAACACAAAUUUUCGUAUGAAUAGUCCAAUUUGCCCUUUAAUUGCAUCAAAAUCAGUUAAUGAAAAGAUAGCUACUCACUGAUAUCAUUUAGUCGAGCACCUAUCAAGCCUUCUUAACCAACACCACGCUUUUCCAGGGUUGAAUGUUCCUUAGUCUAUUUUUAAACUAUCUUUGUUUUGAGUUUUGGU